This is a messenger RNA of Salmo salar (Atlantic salmon), 2045 nucleotides long. Lineage: Eukaryota; Metazoa; Chordata; Actinopteri; Salmoniformes; Salmonidae. The record is from RefSeq and is a predicted model, not a curated record.
CCUUUCCUAUGAGUCUAAAUUGAGCUCAGGUGCCUCCUGUUUCCAUUUGAUCAUCCUUGAGAUGUUUCUACAACUUGAUUGUAGAAACAUGUUAUUUGAUUUUAAUUUGAGUGGACCAGGAAUCGCACUAAUGAGAGUGAGAAGAUAUAGGUUACUGCCUCAGCCUGCCACAUUGUGAAUUAAUGACCAAUGCAGUUGAGAUUCAACUAUAGAAAAACCUUUAUUGAUUAAUUUGUUCAACUUCAUCUGCCAAUCACAAUAUAUUAACAGCUGAACAACUGUAUUUACUGUUCUCUGUGUAUCUACAAAUAGCUCUUAUCCAGAGCAACUUACAGUAGUGAAUUCAUACAUUUCACUUCAUGCAUUUUUGUUCUGGCUCCCGUGGGAAUCGAACCCACAACCCUGGCGUUGCACACACCAUGCUCUACCAACUGAGCCACAACUCUGCCAACCACAUUAUAUUAACAUCUGAACAACAGUAUUCUACAAUAGUUUAUGAACAAGAUUCCUUUUUAUCACGUUAAAUUGUUUUUAUUUUGUUUUCUCUGUAUGUUGAAAUAAAGAGUUCAUCAGGACAGAAUCUCCUUUCAGAGAGGAGCGGGCGGGUCUAACGCGUCUGAUUGGAUAAACGGGCCGGUCUAACGCGUCUGAUUGGAUAAAUGGGUGGGUCUAACGCGUCUGAUUGGAUAAACAGGCGGGUCUAACGCGUCUGAUUGGAUAAACGGCCGGGUCUAGCGCGUCUGAUUGGAUAAACGGGCGGAUCUAACGCGUCUGAUUGGAUAAGCGCCGUGGGCGGAUGUCGGGGUGACGUGACCUACAGAAGAGAUUAUCUUGUUUAUGUCGCUAAAUCUGCUGUGGACGACGACAACACCGUGGAAGACUUCAGGAAGUACCGGCUACUCACGUUUUACCUACCGACGGCUGGCCACGGUGUCGUCACCGGGCUGCAGAGAACCCGUGUGUGUGUGUGUGUUGCGCAGUGUGCUGCGGAUUGUGUUUGAGUGAUGGCGAGGAUGAGGAGGGUGAUGAUGCUUGCAGGAUGAUGAAGAAGCAGUGCCGUGGUGGAUGACAACAAGCUGAGAGAGACAGACCAGAUGGGGGCGGACGCCAGUAAAGCCAGCAAGAGACCCCCAGCAGGGACAGGGGGAAGAGAAGAGACUCAAUGUUCAACAGGAUGGAGAGGAUUAUUUUCCUCCGUUAGUCUGUCCAUCCCUGCGAGCCUCUGUCGCCUGGCCCCUCCCACCCUGCGGCUCGGCCAUCGAAGGACGAUCAGAGAUAAGACCCCUCCUAUCCCGGACCAGGUGUUAGGAGGGCCAGAUAGACUGAGAGCAGAGUGGAGUCUGCCUGGCUUCAUAUCUAUGUUCCUCCCUGAGUUCCCUCACAGAGCUGUACCAGGACACCAACACUUCCAGGUGUUGGGAUAUAUCGCCAAAGGAUCCUUUGGUCCCAUUCUGAAGGUGAAGGACAAGGCCAAGCAGAAAACCUACGCUGUCAAGGUAAUCCCUAAGUCAGAGAUCCUGAGGCUGGGCGUUCUGGAACAGUCUAAAGAAGAAGUUAUAGUACAGCGUCAGGUGCGUCACCCGUUCGUCCACGACCUUCAGGACUGCUGGCAGACACAGAGACACCUCUACAUUAUGUGUGAGUACUGCAGUACCGGGGACCUGUAUACAUACUGGGUGAUGAUUGGCCAGUUCAGCGAGGACGCUGUCAGGGUGUUUGCUGCAGAGUUAGGCUGCGCUCUCGGGUUCCUCCAUGAUGUUGGAAUCAUACACAGGGAUGUGAAGAUGGAGAACAUUCUGCUCACAGAUCAAGGCCACCUCCGUCUGGCUGACUUUGGUUUGUCUCGUCGUCUGGAGAGAGGAGGAAGAGCCUUCACUAUCUGUGGGACCAUCCAGUACAUGAGGCAACAGAGGGAGAAGGGUAAGCGUGCCUUUCUCAUGGUGGCUGUUUUCAUCAAGCCUUCGGCAGCCUUGUGUUCUCAGGGAACCAGUCGUAUUCUCAGAACCUCAGAGAGCCAUGGUGGGGCCCAGACAGGAGGAGUGUGA